GGUGGCAACACUCCAGCCAUUUUGUUUCGUUUUCCCCACUAUUUUAUAGUUUUCCGCCGUAUUUAACUACAUUCUUGAAAAGCCAAUGAGCCCCCAGACAUGUCGCAGGCACUGGUGAACGAGGAAACUCUGGAGGCGAUGGCCUACGAGCGCUCCAUGGUCUGGUCCAGUGUGUUGAAGGAUUUUUCGAACAUGGGCGACGGAAUGGAGUUGGAUGUGGCGCAGUUCGAUGACCUGUUCCAGGACGAGGACGACGAGAACCCCGACCUGCAGGACGAGGAGGAGGCCGCGGAAGACGAUGUGCCGGACGCGAAACUGGAACUGGGCCACAUCAACACCACCACCGCCAGCGUUGCAGAACUGACCCUCCUCCUGUGCGCGGGCAAGGACGACGAGACCAAGGCCGAGAUAGAGGAGUUCCUCAAUCAGACGGUGCCCGUCGUCGAGGGGCACAAGCGCAAGUGGCGUGAGGCGGGACUGGACCGCAUACUGGACACCUUCGAUGAGAAGCAGAUCGAGCACCAUGUGGGCAGCUGGAUGCGGCGCCACAACAACGUUUAUCUGGAGGCCACUUCGCCCAAAUACCUCCACUCGGAGGCCCACUCAAUUUCGGACCAGAGCGACGAGUCGUUGCACUCCAUUGACACGGCCCGCUACAUUCAACAAAGUCGCCGGCGCAAGGCCCACCUGACCAGCAAAAACUCCAACAUGACCACCAUUAAGAUGUACCGCAAGAACCCGCACAAACGGGACGAGUUGAGGGCCAAGUACGCCUACGAUGACGAGCAGGAGCACCGCCACCACAUGCAGGCACUGCUGCACCGUCGGCAAGAGAAAGAGCGCCAGCUUGCCUACCUGGCCUCCACGCCGAUGCACUGCAUCCACUCCAGCAGUCCUCAUGUGAGGCGCAAGCAUCUGCGCAAGCGACGCGCCAACUCCUGGCUAUGUGACUCGUCGCUCAGCAGUGAGGAAGGUCCAUCGUUCAACGGCUGCGACUGCCAAACAUGCCGGAGACAUCACGCCCUAUCCAGGAGUGCCUACCAAUACUGCCCCUACAGCAGGAGUCAACGUGAGUAUCACCACCGCCAGGCGGCCUCGCGGACCGUGCACACCGCGCGUCGCCAUCACACCUUCGACAUGGACUUGGACCUGCGCCCACGGCUGCCGGAGAACGAGUGCAGCUGCUGCAACAGCGAACGCCUCUGCUCCAAUGUGGUGCACAUUGCCAACAGUUCCACCGAGGAGUGGGUGGUGGAGAACCGCAGCAGCCCUGAGCUCCUGGAGGCGCAGGUCAAGGCCCGGAAGCACAAGCAGCAACUGGUGGCUCCGCAAUCCGCCCGAUCCAAGUUCCACGAGCAGAGAGUAUCGAAAAUUAAAGCUGCAUCCGCCUCAAAAUUGGUUAGAUCUAAAGCUAACUGCAUGCCAAUGUUCGAUAGUGACACUUCCGAUGAAGAUAGGACCUUGGAAAAAUGGCGUUUGUUUAACUUUUCGGAGCGAAUUAAAGGGAAAUUAAUUACAACUCCGAAGACGUCGGGAAAAACCACACAGUACAUUGCUUUCAGCGAGAAGAAGGUUUCCAAGAAGGCCUAUCCAGUGACAUCCAAGUGUUUGCCACAAAUCAAAGAAGAAAAGUCUACUUUAUCAGAAGACAUAAUAGGGAUACUUUCGUCUGGAGAGAGCGAGGGUCUGUCCAUCCCGAAAUUAACUCAUUUACAUGCCAAAUGCGAGUCUUCCGAUGAAAGCGAAGUUGAGAUUAAGGGAAGGAAACGCUUAGUAAGUUUCUCCGUGGCAAACGCCAAAACGAUCAGGGCGCCUUUCUUAAAUUUGCCUCAUAUCAGUGAAAAUGAGGCCUUGAUCAAUACAAAAGUAAGUCAUGCACAGAUCGAAGGCGAAUAUUCUGAAAAAAAACAAGCCAACAAAGAAAUCUCCAUUAAGUCGUCUGCACCAUUGGUAACUUCAGCAAAGAAAUGUAAUCAAAAGGCUAUUACAGCAGUUCCGUCGAGUUUCCCACAAGUUGAAGAGAAAGCUGUGCCACUUCCAGGAUCUGGCAAUAAAAAAGCCAAGAAGACCAUUACAACGCCCUUGAUCAAAGAAAAUAAAAAAGACAAAGGAUCGAACAUUCCGAAGAAAAUUCAUGCACGUAUUGAGAGCAAAACAUCCGAUGAGUGUGACGAGGAAGUGUUGGAGCGAAAACGAAAUGUUAAGUCGAAAUGUCCUGCUGCUAAGAAGACUUCCAAACAGACAACGAAUCCAGACGAAAACUCCACCUUACCUCAAAUUCCCAAAGAACUGACAAAUUACGAGAUCCUGGAAAUGAACAGCUCUAGCUCAUCAACCUCGCAUGAAAUAUUGAAUAAAAAUCCAGUUGUAUCAAGGGAAAAGCCGAAAAAGAGUUCCUCAAAUAUCAAAAUAAUAGCUGAAUCGGAGGCCACCGAAAAGGCUUCUACUCCGCAAGUAAAAAAGACAAAAAGAAAUUCAGGAAAAAAGAAAAUUGUUAAUCCAACUUUGCCACAACUCAUUGAGGAGGUGCCCAACCGAUCAUCCGACUCACAGACUAAGCCCGAACAGAAUCGAUCAUUAAAAGUUCCAAAGACAAAUUUGAAAAAGUCCAGAAGCUCUAUUACGGAAGUCAUUUUGGAGGAUAACACCAACAAGGAAUCCGACUCGGAGGUGGAUGUAAGGAAAGCCUUGGCUUUGUCGAAGGCCACCUAUAAGGAAGAGCAACUGAAGCGACGGAAAGCAAAAAAACAGACCUCUAAGGAACAGGACCUCCCACCGAUCGAGCAAUCUUUGUCGAUAUUCAACAAUCAAAGUGUGGCCUGCAAUUCCACAGCUCUGGCCAACGAUACGGCCUGCAAUCGCGUUCUUCCCAAGAGACGAACGGUUAAGAGGGCAGCCGCCGUGAGCAGUACCCAGGAGCAGGCGGCGACGAACGACUCGACUUCACCAACGGGUAGCUCAGUGCCGGAGGUCGGCGCCACGAGCGGCGAUCCGGACUGCACGGUGGUCACAUCCACCACUUGCUGCGAACCGCCGUCUGCCAGUGAGCCAAUUCGGCCGCCACUCAAGCUCACCAAACGGGGCAUCCUGCUGCGCAGCUCCACAGAACCGGAUGCCGGCAACUUCACACUAACCGAGCAGGCUCUUGGCAAUAUCAUUGGCGAGCGUUGGGCCCGAAAGUACCUUAAAUACCACAUCGGCAGUCGCAGCUUCGACAGCCGCCACUCGGUUUACUACCAGCCCACGCCGCAGUUGGCCGCCGCCUUAAGUGCUCCGCAGGAUGUGCAGCAGACCCUGGCCAAUAUCUCGAGUUCCAGUUCCGGUUCCAGUGAUGAUGACAUCUUCGAGCAAUUCAACCGAUACGGAACGGUGUACAGCGUGCUCGAGAAAACCGGUGUCGAUAAGGCUAAAGCUGAAGCUUAGUUCUUCCUUUAAUGGCACUUAUUUG
Messenger RNA from Drosophila gunungcola (fruit fly), 3448 nucleotides. RefSeq lists its product as uncharacterized. The coding region runs from base 100 to 3423 and encodes 1107 amino acids. The transcript has 2 exons. NCBI's taxonomy places the organism in Eukaryota, Metazoa, Arthropoda, Insecta, Diptera, Drosophilidae. The record is from RefSeq and is a predicted model, not a curated record.